Molecule: messenger RNA, 5939 nt
Organism: Solenopsis invicta (red fire ant)
Lineage: Eukaryota; Metazoa; Arthropoda; Insecta; Hymenoptera; Formicidae
Exons: 13
Coding region: 106-2274 (722 amino acids)
Biological process (GO): proteolysis
Molecular function (GO): serine-type endopeptidase activity
Source: RefSeq, a predicted model, not a curated record
GGCAGCAGUAUACGGCCAGCCGAGCUUGCGACUAGACGUCGAGGUGGACGCCAGUCUUCAAGAAAGAAGAGAUUCCGCAAGUGUACAUUUUCCAAAUUCAACGCAAUGAAGCUCCUUUUACUCUUCAAAGUUUUGCUCCUUUUACUCAUGCGGAUUCACGGUGCGGAGUAUACUAAUUUUGCAGAUUUUCCGUGCGGUAGGAGUGAGAGGAUGAAAGCAACAAGGAUUGUCGGAGGUCAAAAUGCAGUUCCACAUGAAUUUCCAUGGCUGGUGAGUAUCACGAAGAACAAUGGACACCACUGCGGCGGCGUAAUUCUGAAUGACAAAUUUGUAUUAACUGCUGGACACUGUUUAUGUAGUUCCAGAGACUCAAAUAUAUAUCCAGUAAGACUGUUGGGCGUCACUUUGGGCAAACACAAUUUCUUGACUCCAGACAUUCCGGCCGCAAGACAGGAAAGAAUCAAAAAUGUGGUGUUGCAUCCUGGUUACAAGUGCGGCAAGUAUGUGAACGAUAUUGCUCUGUUGGAGCUCGCUAGACCGAUCAGUUGGUCGGAAAGCGUCAAACCUGCAUGUUUACCUGUGGCCACAGGAAAACUAGGGUAUAGCGCCUUCGACGGCGUGAAUGCUAUAACAGCCGGAUGGGGAUUGCUCGGAGAAAACAAAACCGAAAACAGGAGACCGGACGUGUUACAAAAAGUGGAAGUUCAAGUAGUGGCAAAUGAUAUUUGUAACAAAUGGUACGCGAGACAGAAAACGUCAGUCAAGAUUAACACAACGCAAAUGUGCGCCGGCUUCGAGAAAGGAGGAAAGGAUUCUUGCAGGGCUGACAGCGGUGGGCCCCUGAUGUUCAGAAGUCACCCAGACGAGCCCUUGAUGGUCAUUGGAAUGGUUUCAAGCGGUAUUGGUUGCGCUAGGGCACAACUUCCUGGCAUUUACACGAGACUCUCUGAUUAUGUUUCUUGGAUAAUGCAAGAAACAAACUAUAUAUAUUACAGUCAUUCUAUCGAUCACAGUGCUCUUUUACAAGUAUCUUUAAAUCCUCUAGAUCCAUUAAUAAUAAAGCUAUUUCCGUCACAAAAGAGACGUGAAGAAUUUUUAAAUAAGUUAACUUUUUAUCAAGGCUUGUGUUUAGAUAAAAUCCCAAUCAAAAUCCAAAAUGAAAUACAGCCCGAGGUAGUAAAUACGAAAAGGAGUAGCAUAUUGCAAGAGGCAAACAAAAAUUCUAAAAAACCACGAUUGACAAACGUUGAAUGUGAUUUGUUACCCAUUGAUAAAGCUGAGUCUGAAACAUUGAAAGAAAAUGAUUUUUCCAAUUUCCACUCACUCGAUUUGAUUCAUCUUUUAAACCAAACAUUUACUGGCCAGAAGAUUUUGAUAAAAUAUCGAGAUAAUUAUUUGCCACAAAAUAUUCGCAAAGUUUUAGUCGAUUUAAUUAUAAAAUCGUUAUUGGAAAUUCCACUAUCGAUUGACGGUAAUUUGCAGGUGCCAGAAUUAAAAAAUUACCACUUUCAAAUUUUAAGUAAUAAAUUGUAUGACAUUUUCACAAAAGAAGUUCCAGAGAUAUAUUUCAUUCCUCCAAAAACAGAAAGUAAAAAUCAAACUAUUGCACGUGGAAAAUUUGUUGACAAAUAUAGAAACUGGCGUACUACUCAAAAGGAAUUAAGCUUAAUUGAUUCGAAAAAUUCCACAGUUGAAAGUGAUGAAGAGGAAAAUUGUGCCCCUGCUGACAAACUUCCCAAUGAACAUAUCCUUUGGUUGCAAAAUAAUAAUGCUCCGUGGAGAAGCGUUCUCAAUCACUGGCAAUUGAGUGUUGAAGACAGAUUGCUAGAAUUUAAACACAACUUGGAAGGUGCUAAGAAGAUAUUUGACAAAUAUACAGUUUUAAAACAACCCUGUGGAUAUGAGUUGAUUGAAAGCGAUUUUACGUUCAAAAAAGGAAGGGAAAGAGCGUUAUAUACUAGGUGGCCAGAAUUGUCUAAAAAACUUCACAAUUUAAUGAAAAUUGAAAUAAAAGAUCAUGCUGCGAAGGAGUUACUCGAGACUCUUUCUUUUCCUAAUGUUUCUGAGGCUGAAAGAGACAUGAAAUUGUUAUUUCUCUGUGUCCACCAGUAUGUAAAAUCAGAAAGUCAAAAACUAUAUGGAAACCAAGUAUCGAAGAAGCACAGGCUUCUUUUAUUUUGCACGUUAAGACUCCAGGUGACAUCGAUAAAACAGUGGCCGGAAUGCGAGAUAAUUUGGUGCUCAACUUCGGUGCCAAUUUGGUGCCAAUUUUGAUGCUCAACUUCAACCUUUCGUCAUUGUUGUACCAGCAUUGUCAGAAAUUAUUGGAUUCUACGUGAACAUAGAUGACACAAGAUAUCGUUUCGAAAGUAUUCUCGCUGCUGUGGACUUAUGCUUCAAAAACUUUCAUGUUUUGCACGCGGAAUACCCAAAACCAAGUGAGCCAAUUUGGCUGUUUCUACAAAAAAGUGUGUAUUUUUUAGACACUCCCUGGGAUAAAAAACUGUCUUGUGUCACAACUCUCGUUGCUUCUGUACAAAAUAUUAAUAAUCUUCCCAUGUAAUAUUAAUAAUCUUUCCAUGUAACAACAUAAUUUAGGACUUGUUACAGUUAAACGAACUUGAAUGCACAGACAUUAGCGCACCAUUAUCCCACAGCAGAAUCAGUCACUUUAUAUAAUUAUUUGUUAAAAAUCUAAACGAACAUUAGCAAUUAUCUCUCUAAAUUAUAAUAUCAAAAUGUUCAUUUACUAUAUUUGUCGUUUUUCAGCACUUACUUCAUCUCUUUUAUUGCGUCAUUUUUAAAUUCAUCAUUUUAUCAUUUCUCGCAAUAAAUAUGUAUGUAAACAACAAAAUUGCAUUAGUGAAUUUCAAGACGCAUGGGAUGUUUAAAAAACAUCUUGAUAGAAAGAACAACCAUGAAAAGAAAAAGAUAUACACGAACCAGAUAAUUCUUCAGAUACUAAAUCACAAUCUCUUUCUUUUUCAAUACUGUCAACAGAACCUAUCUUAACUUCCCCAGAUAAAAAUAAAUCUUUUAAAAAUUUUAAGAGUAAUAUGUCCAGAGAUUUAAAAACUCUAAUAAAGAAUUCAGCAGGGUUUUUUGUGGCUAAAUUACAUAAUCAAACAGCAGUUCCUCGAAAUGUCGUACAAAAUUGUAUUAGUUUUACUGAAGAAUUUUUUAAAUGUGGUAUGUUCGAUAUUUUAAAAGAUAAAAUUUUCGAUAUUCUUAAAAAAGAAAAUUUUACAGAAAUGGAUAAGAAUAAUUUGGAAAUUAUAUUCAGUAGUGCAAGCAACCCUCUACAAGAUUUCAAUACAGAAUAUAAGAGAAUACAAUAUUUUAAGCGGACAGGAUAUUUCAUUGAACCUAAAUCAUAUAUAAUUGGUGAAGCUAAAACCUAUAAAUUAAUUAAUAGUGUAAAGAUGGAGAAAACUGUAAAUAUCAAAGGGCAAUUUAUUUCAGUAAAAGAGGUUCUCAGCAUUUUUCUUAGUUUACCUAAUUUUUUACAAAUUAUUUUAGAUAACAUGGAAUAUUUAUACAACAAAAUAGAUCCACAAUUCAUGUGCAAUAUUGUACAUGGAAAAUUAUGUCUCAAAUAAGAAAAAAUUUUGGUGAUAAAAUUGUAAUUCCACUCAUCGUUUAUUUUGACGAAUACGAAACAAAUAAUGUUAUAGGUUCUCAUACUGGGGUUGAUAAGAUAGGAGCAACGUAUUUUAUGUUAUCCACUUUACCUCCACAAUUUCAAUCUAUGUUAAAGCAUAUUUUUUAACUUUAUUAUUUCGUGAUACGGACAGAAAACUUUUGGAAAUAAAGCAACUUUCAAGCCUCUCUUAGAAGAAUUACAUGAUUUAGAAAUAAAUGGAUUGCUAAUUAAUAACGUUAGAGUUUACUUUCCUUGUAUUCUUGUUACAGGUGAUAAUUUAGGAAUACAUCAAAUUUGUGGGUUUGUUGAAAGUUUCUCAGCUAAUCGGAUUUGUCGUUUGUGUAAGAUUGAGAAAAAACAAUAUCAAAGACAAAUUGUGGAAGAUCCCAAUUUACUGCGUCAAAGCCGAGAUUAUGAAGAUCUUAAAUCUGACGUUUCCGAAACAGGUUUAACUGAAUAUUGCAUAUGGAAUGAUUUACCCUCUUUUCAUAUAAUGGAAAACGUGUUUUUCGAUUCAAUGCAUGAUUUUUGGGAGGGUGUUUGUGUGUACGAUUUAAGCACAUUAUUAUUACAUUAUAUACAAAUAAAACGUUUUACGUUACAAGAUAUUAAUGAUAGAAUCAUGGCAUUUAAUUAUGGUCCCGUAGACAAAGAAAAUGCUGUACCGUGUUAAAAAAAAGAGAAACUAAUGUAAAACAAAUUAGGUUUUUCGGCUUCUGAAACUUUAACUUUUGUUAAAUAUCUCGGAAUUAUAAUUGGUGAUUGUAUUCCAGUAAACGAUAAAUAUUGGGAUUUGUAUUUAUACCUUAGAAAUAUUAGUGACAUUAUCAAUUUGAGAUAUUUUCAAAAGAUUGCAUUACUCUAUUAAAAACAUUGAUUACUGAACACCAUGAACUUUAUGUACAAUUGUUUGGUGAAAAAUUAAAGCCAAAACACCAUUUUCUUCUGCAUUAUCCGAGAAUAAUUAAACUUAUUGGUCCACUUAGGAAUGUCUGGUGCAUGAGAGCAGAGGCUAAACAUAAACCAUCAAAAGUAACGGCUCACGUAUCAAAUUCACGGGUAAACUUACCGUAUACACUUGCCAUAAAGAAUCAAUUACAGCAAUGUUACAGUUUUAUGUGCAAAGAUUCUCUUAUUGAUAGGAUAGAAUGUGGUCAUGGUGAAAUAGUUACAGAUGAAACAUUACGUAAUAUGAAUCAUAUGUUGCCCGAUAGUUUCUACAUAAAUUCCAUAGUCUAUACUGUGCCAUGGAUUAUUAUUGAAAAUAUUACUUAUAAACCAUCUAUGGUAAUUACCAUAGGAUAUGAAAACCAUCUAUUACUUUUUGCUGAAAUCGUUAAUAUUUUAGUUAAUGCUGAAAAAAAGUGUUAUUUUUUAAUAAAAAGCAUAAUUACUUGUGGUUGGUCAUCUCAUGUCUGUGCAUUUCAAGUUCAAUUAACCAAUAACUUAUCUUCAGUCAAUUACAACAAACUGUUCAACAAAUUUCCAACCUGUAUUCAAAGUUCAGGAAAUGGAAAAUAUUUCAUAGUAUAUAAUGAAUCUUAAUUUUAAACGAAGCACUUACAAUGAGAUACGGAAAAAAGAUACAAUGACUCUUUAAUAAUAGCAUUUAAAAGAAUCUUGUAAUGUUACAUUUGAUGCGUUACAUUAGAUUAUAAAAAAAACUUUGUACAAAAAAUGUUCCUUCCAUUUUUUACAUAGUGUAAAUUAUUAUUAACUAUUCGUUAUUUUAAGGAAAGGAAAGUUUAUUUGAUAUAAAUUUUAUUUUACACACAAAUUGCAUAAAACGAAUUAUUAAACGUGAUUAUAUAUUUCUUAGUAUUUAAAGUAUUCAGAUGUACAAAAGGAAGGUGCAAACAGAAAAUUUGUGAUACUAUAUAUAAUAAAAUUCAUUUAUAGGAAAAAGAUUAUUUGUAAGCUUAAAACUUACAUAGCAAAAGUAUUACAGUACAGUUUAAUGUAAAGAUUUUUUUUACAAUGUUAUAUUUUAUAUAACUUUUACGAAUUUGUUGCUUUAAGAAAAGCUUGAAAUACAUUAUUUUGUUGUUCUCCAAUUUGACAAAAAAAAAAAAAAAAUUUUGUUUACAACAUAAUAAACACACAUGUAAUUGAAUAUUUAUCUUGUAUCUUUUCCUUUAUUGUAACUAAGAUAUUAAUUUUCACUUGUAGUAUUUUAUGAUGAAAUAAACAUAAUGAAAAAAAAGAAAUGCACUUUUUUUGUGUUAUUCAAUAUACUAUUUGUAGACUAUGAUAUGGGGGUAAUUUAAAACAAUGUGAAUAAAUUAAUUUCUUGUGU